AUGUAUGAUUGUGGAACAACAACAGUUAAUGAUUAUACCCUCAUCUAUUCUGGACAUUCAAGUAGUGACAAAACUCGUUCAGCUCAUGGAGUAGCCGUUUGUCUCAACAAGCAAGCAACUACAGCGUGGAAGAACCUUGGUUCAACUUGGGAAGCUGUCAAUGAACGUAUUGUCAUGGUCCGACUGGCAUGCAAACCAAUCAACGUUUCCGUCAUCGCCGUCUAUGCACCUAUCAACCCGAAAAAUCAACAAAUGGCCAGCACAACAUCAGAUCCUUUCUAUGCCGACCUACAAACAACUUUGGAUAAAGUGCCAAAAAGUGAUAUGGUUCUCAUCAUCGGUGAUUUCAACGCACGAAUUAGUGUACAACAGCACACAACCAGUCGAAAUGUAGUUGGUCCUCAUGCGGUGGAUACAAUAAAUGAAAAUGGCGAACGUCUGUUUGACUUCUGUUCCCUGAACAACCUAGUCAUAUCCAACACAUUCUUUCAACAUAAACCUAUUCAUCAAAAAAGUUGGAUGCACCCUGGCAGUAAGACCUGGCACAUGUUGGACUAUGCUCUCGUCAACAAACAAUUUCGUUCGAGUAUCGAAGAUGUGCGAGUCCAUCGUACAGCAGCUGGGGCAAUUGGAACUGAUCAUCAUCUUCUUCGAAUCAAACUCAAAUUCCAUCUAAGAAGUCGAAGAAGAUUGAUCAAAGCUCAACUACACCGCAUCGAUCGAAAGAAACUCAAGAACGAACAAUGCAAGCUAGCCUUUCAAAGACAAUUGAAUGCUCGUCCUCAACAGCAACAAACAUCCUCUGAAACAAUAGACGAUAAGUACAACUCUUUCGUCGACUAUGUACAUCAAGCAAGUGGAGCAGCUUUUCAACAAGAUGGAAAUGGUGGAAAACAAAAAGAAUGGUUAACAGACGAAAUUCUCGACCUUGUUGAUAAAAAGGCAAAAGCCUUUCUCGACUGGCAAAACUUCCGUGGUACUACUCUCGAAUCAAAAUACAAAAAGAGCUAUCACCUACUUCGAAAUCUGGCGAAAAAGAAAAUUGAAGCAAGACAAGUAGAAUACUGGGAUGAACUUAGUAUUGAAGUUGAAAACGCCAUCAAGCAACACGACCCAGCAACA
Molecule: messenger RNA, 1122 nt
Organism: Rotaria socialis
Lineage: Eukaryota; Metazoa; Rotifera; Eurotatoria; Philodinida; Philodinidae
Source: the annotation of a GenBank genome assembly